AUGAAGGGUUCACUUUAUUCUGGAAGCAGGCCUUCAACCCCAUCCCAUUCCUCACAUCAGAAUUCUGUCUCUCCACCACAGGAGAUGGUUAUGGAGGAUGUCGUGGACCAGGCAGAAUCCGUAAUCAAGAGAUGGGAUGUCGACCAUCACGAAUUCUCACCCGUCUUUUCCGGCAACAGAAAGGAGGCCGCUCUCCUUCUCGAGGCGGUGGCCGGCCUCCAGAGCGCCAUGCACUACUACGUUAACCUCACACCCAACUCUCACAAACUCAUCACAGCCCAAAAGCUAAUGAGGAUCGCCAUCAAGAGACUUGAGAAGGAGUUUUACGUCAUUUUAUCUUCCAACAGGAAGAAUCUCGACUCCGAAUCCGUCUCCACCCACUCAUCCACUUCUACGCUUUCUGACCUUUUUGAGGAUGACAUUUCCAACUCGGUCGAGCAAACUUCGGAUAUGGCCAUGGCGGAUCUCAAGAGCAUUGCCAACUGUAUGAUUGGUUCCGGAUACGGUAAAGAAUGCGUCCGCAUUUACACACUAAUACGGAGAUCGAUAGUCGAUGAGACGCUAUACUAUUUGGGGGUCGACAAAUUGAGCCACUCUAAGAUACAGAAAAUGGACUGGGACCUUCUCGAAACCAAAAUUAAGUCCUGGCUGCACGCCCUGCGGGUCGCCGUCAAAACUCUCUUCCACGGUGAGAGGAUCCUCUGCGACGUCGUUUUCUCUUGCUCGGAGAGAAUUUCCGAGUCGACCUUCGCAGCCAUCUCCACAGACGCCGCCGUGACUCUUUUCGGCUUCGCCACGAAUUUAUAG
This is a messenger RNA of Striga hermonthica, 807 nucleotides long. The record is from the annotation of a GenBank genome assembly. Lineage: Eukaryota; Viridiplantae; Streptophyta; Magnoliopsida; Lamiales; Orobanchaceae.